Carya illinoinensis is the source of this 834-nucleotide messenger RNA. RefSeq lists its product as uncharacterized. Lineage: Eukaryota; Viridiplantae; Streptophyta; Magnoliopsida; Fagales; Juglandaceae. The transcript has a single exon. The record is from RefSeq and is a predicted model, not a curated record. Bases 1 to 834 code for a protein of 277 amino acids.
AUGAAUGUGCUGGAGGAGAAAUGGAAGAAGUUCAGGCUCUCAGAGGGAGAGGCAACAAAUAUUAUUUUUGAGGAAGAGGAAGCAGAAGGCUUACAAUUCAAGGAAGACUGGAGUUUAGUGUGUAAGGCAUGUUCGAUGAGAACAAUUAGUAAGGUAGUGCUUGAGUCAACUAUGGCAAAGGUUUGGAGGAUUAGUAAGGCUGCGAUUUUCACAGAGGUGAGUACUAACAUUUUUGUAGUCACUUUUGAAACACAAGCUGAUAAACUGAGGGUUUCGGAAGGUAGGCCGUGGUUAUUCGAUAGUCAUCUGAUUGCAUUGAAGAUGUUUGAUGGUUUGACUCCUCCACAAGGGAUGGUGUUUGAUCAUGCAAGCUUUUGGGUUCGUAUGCACAGUCUGCCUUUAUCCUAUAUGACUAAGGCUCGGGGUGAACAAAUUGGGGGAACAGUAGGGAGGGUCGAGGAGGUGGUAACUCAAGAUGAUGGAAGUGGAUGGGGCAAUUUUCUUAGAGUUCAGAUUAAUCUGAACAUCACACAGCCUCUUGAUCGAGGUAGAACAAUAAUGGUAAAAGGAAAAGAAAUGUGGAUUCCAUUUAGCUAUGAAAAACUACCAAGGUUCUGCUUCUCAUGUGGAUGCAUAGUUCACAGGGAGGAAUGCUGCAGCAACAUUUAUGGAAAGGAAGAGGGUGAAGAGCAGUAUGGUUCAUGGAUGAGAGCAAGCUCAGGGCCACAGGGGAGAUUUUAUACCAACAACAGAACUGAGAGUGAAAGGAAAAAUAAAGGAAAAUAUGGAGAGGAGGUGGGGAAGGAAGAGAAAGGAGGACUGAAGAAGCGGUAG